CCCGGCUGCUCACUCUCACACCCAUCUUGGUUCAGCACUUGGACAGCUAUGACAAGAGUGCCAGUGUUUGCAUUCUAUUCUGGUCACUGCAAAAGAUCGGUCCACUCAUCAGCCCUCCAGCUCUAAUCUGUAGGUGCUGAUUUUAUUUUCAGCCGAGACUUCCUACAAGCAGAGAUCUCCAUACGUGGCUUGAUUGCCCGGAGGGAAUAAGAGCUAAACUUGUCUGCAAGUGAAAGCUAGAGCUCGAAGGAAAAGUGCAGCAAAGUCCAGCUCUCUCUCUGCCUUCCGUGAUGCACUGGCAGCCAGCGAAGGUCAAUUUAAUCGGCUUAAAAGCAAAAGAAAGACCACAAGAGACACUGGAGCUGACCCAAAAUGUCACUUAAUGCCAUCUCACUUUCAUAUCUGUCAUCUGAUGCUGGGCAAGCAAUUGCUCUCAUCUCCUGUGGACCAUCUAUCCUUAAUCAGGAAAUGGAGGUGAGAGAAACAAGUAUCUGGAGGAUGUUCCUAGAUUCAUCAUUAUGAAUGAAUGCAUGCAUGAGGCAAUGUACUAGCAGGAUGCUAAGGUGGAGAGGGAUGUGAAAUAACUAAGUGGGCUCUUGGUUAGUGACUGAAGGAGCUGGUGACUGCUCUUUUAAGUCUUCUUUGCAAAGUGUGCUUGCCCAGCUGGGUAGAUGCACAGUUACAACUUUUUUCCUUUGCUUUUCAUUGACAAACAGUGUCUCGGAGCAUUUUACUCUGCACCAUGAGUUACUUCCUGUCCUACUGCAAAGGCCAUUGUGGUGCUGUGCUGUCUCAGUACCAAACGCUCCGAGCGGAAGGCUUGCUGUGUGAUAUUUUAUUGAAGGUGAAAGAAAAUGAGUUUCCGGCUCACAAGUCAUUGCUGGCCUGUUCGAGUGAUUACUUCAGGGCUAUGUUCAAGAGUUAUACCAAAGAAUCCAAGGCUGCCAUCAUUCACCUGCAAGUCGUCUCAGCCACUGGUCUGCAACAUGUGCUGGAUUUCAUUUAUACCUCCUGGUUACCCUUGUCUUUUGACAGCUUGGAGGAUACCUUGGAAGCUGCCACCUACUUGCAAGUGACAGAGGCCAUUGGUUUGUGCAGCCAAUACUUGACUAACAAUCUUACCUUGGAGAGCUGCUGUUAUUCCACCAAUGUUGCCGCAAGAUUCUAUCUUCCAGAUGCUUUAUCAGCAACAGAAAAAUAUCUCAUUCUUCAUCUCUGGCAACUACUGGACUUGGAUUUUGCAGGACUGCUUGAACUGAACUUCCAAUCUUUGAAGGCAGUUGUGGAAUCCCCAGAUGUCCCCAUGGUGAAAGAAUCAAAUUUGCUAGAUCUGUUGCUGAAGUGGCUGAAGCAUGAUAAACAGACUAGGUUAACACACACUACUAGCCUAUUGGAACACAUAAGGUAUGGUCUUAUUCCAUUGGAAGACCUGAGAAAGGUCUACACUCAGUCUGAGGUGCCCCUAACAGCACCCAUAAAAUGCUUAAUCAUAAAAGCAAUAAAUUACCAUUCACUUAUCUUUAGGCAACCGAUCCUGCAGGAUAAGUACAGCACCUUGAGAAACCAGAAGACACAGAUUAUCCUGCUUGGAGGUAUGAUUGCACAUGGUGGACCCAUGAACGAUGUGGUAGCUUUUGAUGUUUAUAAUCACAAAUGGCAAACUUUAACACAGGUGCAGGACAAAGUACAAAAUCACUGUGUAUGUACAAUUGGAAACUUUCUGUAUGUGUUAGGUGGAGAAACAGAAGAUUUGCAAAAUGAUCCCAAAAGUCCCACUUUGAGAGUUACUAACAAUGUCCAUCGCUAUGAUCCCAGGUUCAACAAGUGGAUACAAACUACAGGGAUGCUAGAAAAGAGAUGUCGGUUUUCCUGCUGUGUCCUAGAAAAUACCAUUUUUGCUAUUGGUGGGCAAGGAGAGAAUGGAUCAUUGCAUUCAUCUGUUGAAGUUUACAACAUUAGCCAAGACAGGUGGGCAAAGGUUCAAGAUUUGCCAUGCAAAAUACAUGGACAUGCGGGUACUGUUUGCAAGAACAUCAUUUAUAUAUCAGGUGGAAAAUACACGAAUCAAAGUAACACAAGUAAGGAUUUGUAUUCUUUGAGUACACAGGAAGGGCAAUGGAGAAAACAAGCCCCAAUGAGCAUUGCUCGAUUUGGGCAUCAGAUGGCCACGAUCAGAGAGUCCAUCUUCACAUUUUUAGGGCUCUAUGAGCCAUUUUCUGAAAUUGAAAAAUAUGAUCCUGACCAGAAUCAGUGGACUCGUUUAAGGCCAUUGAUCUAUGAUAGAUUUAGUUAUGGUUUGGUGGUAGUGGAGGAAACGGCACUCCUCAUUGGUGGAAAGAAGUGGCAGGACUCCCAGGAGAUUCCAACUCAGGAUGUGGUGGGCUAUGAUAUAGACAAUGACUGUUGGGAAGAAAUCUGCAAAGCUUCCUUGCCUUGGUAUGGAUUGCAAUGUGCAGUGCUACAGCUUUCUGAACUAGGAGAAGCUAGGGACAUUCAACAACAAAAGAAACCAACUUUUGAGGGUACACCUCGCUGAAAAAUGUCUACAAAGAUACUUCCCUGGAAGGACUUGCCUAAAAGGACAGGGUACAAAUGUUUUAAACAAUCAUUCAGUAGAGUGUAAAAUCUACAGGAUUUCCAAAAGAUAAAAAUUUUAGUCCAGUUUUUAAUAUUGAAAGGUAAUGUUGUAAGACAACAAGGGGGUUGGAUGUUAUGAUCUUGAAAAGCAUGCUCAAAGCAAACUAGGUGAAGCUCAUGAAAGCAUUGCCAAUAAUAACCAUUAGCAAGCACAAAAAGAGUUCUUUUAUUUGCAAAGACAAUUGGACACGGCUGCCUGAUCAAAGCUACAUUCAAUGACUGUAUGAAGAACAAGAGGUGCAUAAACUGAUUCCAGGAAUUCCAUUUUUAAAAAUGGCUUGAUGCAGAAACUGAAGUGAUUUGGGAAAAUAACUCUUUAUUAGCUUCUGUUUUUCAACAUGCAAUUGGGUUUGUAUGUUUAAGGUGUAAAAUGUAUCCAAACAGGCAUAGGAAUUAGAUAAUGAUUAUGUUUAGUUACGCAGCCAAUUGGAUUAGGCAAUGUGAUGACAUGAAGCUAAAGCACAGUAAGGGCAGGGAGUGUUGCCUUCACUCUAACUAGACUUUCUGAUAUCACACAGACAAUGAGCAAUCCUCCCUGCCAGGGCAAGGAAGUCUAUUAAGAGUGAAGGCAACACUCCCUGCCCUACUCAGCUUUAGCUUCAGGUUACCUCAGAGUCUAAUUCAACUGGUUGACGAAACUGGUUGACAAAACAACAUAAUCUAUAUUAUUAAUUCCUGUAGAUGGACCAGGGGGAUGCAUGGUGAUGUGGCAAGCUCCAUCCCCACUGCAGUUGCGACCAAUGGUGGGUCCAGAGGGGGCGACAUGUGCAAGGGCAGGAGGGAGGAGCGUGCACCAGGAGGCAGUUGGUGAGACUCCACAGGGGUCGUGGUUGAGGGAGGUGAAUGGUUGACCGGCUGAGGGACGAAAGGCAGGGAGGAGAGGCGCCAUCAGAAGCUGCUGGGCUGCCUGACGGCUGACAAGCAUCGGACGAAAAUGGUGGCCCGGCUCUGUGCGGGGUCAGCAGGAGGUGGGGGGGAGGGCAGGAUAGAG
Hemicordylus capensis (graceful crag lizard) is the source of this 3628-nucleotide messenger RNA. It is a transcript of the gene KLHL34, whose product is annotated as kelch like family member 34. The record is from RefSeq and is a predicted model, not a curated record. Gene Ontology annotation, molecular function: protein binding. The transcript has 2 exons. Lineage: Eukaryota; Metazoa; Chordata; Lepidosauria; Squamata; Cordylidae. Bases 743 to 2536 code for a protein of 597 amino acids.